Messenger RNA from Corvus hawaiiensis (hawaiian crow), 4237 nucleotides. RefSeq names its product mediator of DNA damage checkpoint 1 (gene MDC1). The transcript has 8 exons. The record is from RefSeq and is a predicted model, not a curated record. Lineage: Eukaryota; Metazoa; Chordata; Aves; Passeriformes; Corvidae. Bases 74 to 4237 code for a protein of 1387 amino acids. Gene Ontology annotation, cellular component: nucleus. Gene Ontology annotation, biological process: positive regulation of transcription initiation by RNA polymerase II.
UGAAAAGCGCGGAUAGGCGUUGGCGCGCGGAGAGAGCCGCCAAUGGGAGCGCGGGGGGCGGGGCCCGGCGGUGAUGGCGCGGGAGGGCGCCCUGGAGGAUCCAGCUGUGCCCCCAGAUGUCGGGGGGCCCCCAAAACACCUUCCCUGCCCCCGAAAUGCCCCAGAUGUGGCGGGGGAGGGGCCGGAUCCAGAUGUCGGAAGCCCGGAAACGCCGAGAGCGGCCCAAAACGCGCCCGGGGCCCCAGAUGUGGGGCAGAGACCCCCGGAUCCAGAUGUUUUACACCCAAAAAUCAGAGCCCGGAUGCUGCUGGUGGAGAGCGACACAGAUGUGGAGGAGGAGGAGGAGGCGGAUCCAGAUGUUCGGCCCUCGGGAAGACGGAAAGCGCCCCGGAACGUCCCUGGAGCUCCAGAUGUGCAGCCAGAACCCCCGAAUCCAGAUGUUGCGGGGCUUAAAAACGGGCGCGGGGCGCUGGUGGUGGAGAGCGACACAGAUGUGGAGGGGGAGGAGGAGGAGGGGAUAGUUCCAGAUGUUCGGCCCUCGAAAGGACGGAAAGCGCCCCGGAACGUGCCCGGAGCUCCAGAUGUGGAGGUGGGGACCCCGAAUCCAGAUGUUGGCGCUACCAGAACCGGGCGUGCGGCACAGCCGGUGGGCAGCGACACAGAUGUGGAGGGGGAGGAGGCGGAUCCAGAUGUGGAGCCCCCGAAACGGCUCAAGAUGACCCAAAACGUCCCCGGAACUCCAGAUGUGCGGCGGAACCCCCCGAAUCCAGAUGUUUUACGCCCAAAAAUCAGACCCCGGAUGCUGCUGGUGGACAGCGACACAGAUGUGGAGGGAGAGGAGGCGGAUCCAGAUGUUCGGCCCUCAAAAAGACGGAAAACGCCCCGAAACGUGCCUGAAACUCCAGAUGUGGGGCGGAAACCCCCGAAUCCAGAUGUGCCCGGCCCCAAAUCCGGUCACAGGGCGCUGCUGGUGGAGAGCGACACAGAUGUGGAGGAGGAUCCAGAUAUGGAGCCCCUAAAACGGCUCAAAAUGACCCAAAACGUGCCCGAAACUCCAGAUGUGCGGCUGAGGACCCCGAAUCCAGAUGUUCCCGGCCCCAAAUCCGGCCACAGGGCGCUGCUGGUGGAGAGCGACACAGAUGUGGAGGAGGAGGAGGCGGAUCCAGGUGUUCGGACCUCAGAAGGACGGGAAAUGACCCAAAACGUGCCCGAAACUCCAGAUGUGGGGCGGAAGCUCCCGAAUCCAGAUGUUUUGCACCCAAAAAUGGGGCGUGGGGCGCUGCUGGUGGAGAGUGACACAGAUGUGGAGGAGGAUCCAGAUGUGGAGUCCCCAAAACGGCUCCAAAUGACCCAAAACGUGCCCGAAACUCCAGGUGUGGCAGCGGAGACCCCGAGUCCAGAUGUUCUCGGCCCCCGAAAUGGGCGUUGGGCACAGCUGGUGGGCAGUGACACAGAUGUGGAGGCAGAUCCAGAUGUGGAGCCCCCAAAGCAAGGCAAAAUUACCCAAAACGUGCCCGGAACUCCAGAUGUGGGGCGGAAACUCCCGAAUCCAGAUGUUUCUCACCCAGAAACCAGAGCCCAGGAGCUGCUGGUGGAGAGUGACACAGAUGUGGAGGAGGAUCCAGAUGUGGAGUCCCGGAAAUGGCCCAAAAUGACCCGAAGCGUGCCCGAAACUCCAGGUGUGGCAGCGGAGACCCCAAAUCCAGAUGUUUCGUGCCCCCGAAAUGGGCUUGGGGCACAGCUGGUGGGCAGUGACACAGAUGUGGAGGCGGAUCCAGGUGUGGAGCCCCCAAAGCAACUGGCAACGACCCAAAAUGUGCCCGAAACUCCAGAUGUGGGGCGGAAACUCCCAAAUCCAGAUGUUUCACGUCCAAAAAUGGGGUGUGGGAGCGACACAGAUGUGGAGGAGGAUCCAGAUGUUGAGGCUUCAGAACGGCUCAAAAUGACCCAAAGCGUGCCCGAAACUCCAGAUGUGGCAGCGGAGACCCCGAAUCCAGAUGUUUCGUGCCCAAAAAUGGGGCUGCUGGUGGAGAGCGACACAGACGUGGAGGAGGAUCCAGAUGUGGAGCCCCGGAAAGGGCUCCAAAUGACCCAGAACGACCCCGGAGCUCCAGAUGUGGGGGCGGGGAGCCCGGAUCCAGCUGUGGCGGCCACGCAGCUGUUCCCAGCCCCGGAUCCAGCUGUGGAGGGGGAGGAGCCAGAUCCAGAUGUUCGGCCCCCGGAACGGCUCCGAAUGGCCCAGAACGACCCUGGAGCUCCAGAUGUGGGGCCGGAAGCCCCGGAUCCAGAUGUUGGCAGCCCCCAGAGGCUCGGGGUGGCCCAAACCGCGGCCGGGAUUCCAGAUGUGGCAGGGGGGGACUCGGACUCGGACUCGGAUCCAGAUGUGGCCGCCACCCAGCUGUUCCUGCCCCCGGAUCCAGAUGUUGGGAGGAGGCCGGAACGGCUCCGAAGGACCCGGAGCGCACCCGGGAUUCCAGAUGUGGAGGAGGAGGAGGAGGAGGAAGGGCCGGAUCCAGAUGUGGCCACCCAGCUGUUCCUGCCCCCGGAUCCAGAUGUUGGGCCCCCGAAACGCCUCCGAACGAGCCGGGGUGGGCGCGGGGUUCCAGAUGUGGAGGAGGAGGAGGAGUCAGAGUCAGAUCCAGAUGUGGCCGCCACCCAGCUGUUCCUGCCCCCUCCCGAUGUCGGAGGAGCCCCCGAAGGCCCUGGGAUUCCAGAUGUGGAGGAGCCGGGGAGCCCCUCCCCCGAUCCAGAUGUGGCCACGCAGCUGUUCCCACCCCCGGAUCCAGAUGUUGGGGCCCCGAGCGAGCUCAGCGUGCCAGAUGUGGGGGCGGGGAGCCCAGAUCCAGAUGUGGAGGAGGGGGAGGGCUUCGAUGUGGCCACCCAGCUGUUCCCGGCCCCCCGCCCAGAUGUGGAGGAGGGAGAGGGGCCCCACGAUCCAGAUGUGGCCACCCAGCUGUUCCCGGCUCCCCGUCCAGAUGUGGAGGAGGGGGAGGGGCUCCCCAAUCCAGAUGUGGCCACCCAGCUGUUCCCGCCCCCGGGUCCAGAUGUGGAGAGCCCCAAGGUGGCCGCGGGCCAGCCCCGGGCUCCAGAUGUGCGGCGGGAGAGCCCAAAUCCAGAUGUUGGGGGUCCCCCAGGCCCCGCCCCCCAGGCAGAGGAGGCCCCGCCCACCCCGCAGGUGCGGCGCAGCCUGCGAUUGGCCGAGCGCAGAGGGGGCGGGGCCUCCGCCGGCCCCUCCCCCACGGAGAGGGGGCGUGGCCAAGCUCAGAGGCCCCGCCCAUCGCCCAAGCCCCGCCCCCAGACGAGGCGGAGCCAAUCGGGGGAGGGGCAUGAGGUGACCCCGCCCUCUGUGCCCAUAAAAGGAAGUGGGCGGGGCUCGGCGGUGACCCCGCCCCCACAGGAGGAGGAGCCAGCAGGGGGCGCCAAGCGCAGGCUCCGGCCCCGGACGGCGCCGGGCCCCGCCCCCAUCCGGGUGCUGUUCACGGGCCUGGUGGCCUCCCCGGCGCUGCUGGUGGCCCUGGGCACGCUGGGUGGCACCGAGGCCACGUCGGUGCACGACUGCAGCCACCUGGUGACCGACGGCGCCCGGCGGACGCUGAAGCUGCUCUGUGCCCUGGCCAGGGGCGUGCCCAUCGUCACCCCCGAGUGGCUGCUCCAGAGUUCCCACGGUGGCCGCCCGCUGUCCCCAGCUCCGUUCCUGCCCCGGUGUCCCCCCCUCGGCCUCCGGCUGCGUUCGGCGCUGGCCCGGGCUCGGCGCCAGCCCCUGCUGCAGGGCUAUGGGGUUCACGUCACCCCCAGCGUGCGGCCGCGGCCCGAGGACAUUCGGGACAUCGUCACCUGCUGUGGGGGCACCUUCCUGCCCCGCCUGCCCCGGGGCCCCGCGCCGCGGGUCCUGGUGGUCUCGUGUCAGCAGGACCGGGCUCUGUGGGCUCCGGCCGUGGCCGCGGGGCUGCCCCUGCUCUCGGCCGAGCAGCUCCUGGCGGGGGUCCUGCAGCAGCGCCUCGCCCUCCCCCCGCCCCCAAAACCCCCCAAAAAACCCCCCCAAAAAACCCCCCAGAAACCCCCCCAAAAAACACAAAAUUCAGGGACGGCCCAAAAAGCCCCAAACGCGCCCCAAAACGCCCGGAAACGGCCCCGGGACCCCCCCGCGGCUGCCGAGGGCGAUUUUGGGGUCCCCGAGCCCCCCCCGAGCCCCCCCCGCACCCGGAGCCGCCGGGGACCCCCCCAGAGCCCCCAAUAA